Molecule: messenger RNA, 1641 nt
Organism: Egretta garzetta (little egret)
Lineage: Eukaryota; Metazoa; Chordata; Aves; Pelecaniformes; Ardeidae
Product: solute carrier family 23 member 1-like
Biological process (GO): transmembrane transport
Cellular component (GO): membrane
Molecular function (GO): transmembrane transporter activity
Source: RefSeq, a predicted model, not a curated record
AUGGUGGCAGUGACAGCAGGGAUCCGCAAGCCAGAACCCCGGCCGGCAGUGACGUGCACCCACAGUCUGGGAAACCAGCGGAGAGACAUGCACCAAAGCCACCCACAAAUCCUCUCCAAUGCCAAGGCCGCCCUUGGUCUCCAAUCCAGUCAGCGCGUCCUUUGGGACCCCCUCAGUCCCCCGUCCAGCCAGUUGGUGCCGCUGCCCCCAGCCCAGCCCCAGCCUCGCCUCGAGGACGCUCCCCAUUUCCUAAGGAGGACCGAUGGCACCUCACCAAGCAGCAAGAGCACACCCAGCCCCUCCAAGCCCUUUGCCCCCCACCUGCCCACGCACCGGAGGAUGCUCGUUGAUCCUGACAGUGGUAAAUGCUACUACAUGGAGCCACCGCGGCAGCCCCAGCUGAAAACGCUCUACGACCCCGAGACGGGUCAGUACCUGGAGAUUGAGGAGCAGCUGCGCAAGGCAGAGGGGAAGGUGGGCAGGAAGGCGCUGGGCGAGGCUGACUACAUGGAGGUGCUGGAGAGGAGCUGCUCGCAGGGCUGGGAGAGCCAAGGGCCACCUUCCAGCCCGCCGCCCCACGCCACGGCCCAGGUGGUGACUAAAGUCCUUCCCAUGGCCAUAAAACCCCGUGCGGUGACAUCGCUGCCGGGACCGCGUCGCUGGAGGAUGGGGACCCGCUCGGGAAACCUGGCUCAGCCCCAGAACGGGAGCUCAGCUCUCGCCCCCGCUGGGCCCCCGCAUCCCCCUGGGAAGGAGCUGCCGGCAGCGGGCGUCCAGACCUUAAAGAUGUUCCCGAUCAUCCUGGCCAUCAUGGUGGUGUGGCUGCUCUGCUACGUGCUGACAUGCACCAGCGUCUUCCCCAGCCAGCCCGAGGCGUACGGCUACAAGGCCAGGACGGACGCCAGGGGGGAGAUCCUGUCCGUGGCACCCUGGUUUCGGGUCCCCUACCCCUGUGAGUGCCUGGCAGCCCCACGAUGCCUGGGUGUUGUCCCCCUCCACCACUUUGCCUGAGGGAUGCGGGGACUCGGCGUAGCAUUGCUGGUGCUGGGGAGCACCGGUGGGGCCCAAAGAGGCACCAGGGUGCCAGGUCCCAGGGUGCCCCCCACCCUGACAGCCCGCUGGACCGGCUGGGUCGUGUUGUUCCCCAGGGGCAUUUUCACCGAAGGCAUCUCCUGCAUCAUCGCGGGGCUGCUGGGAACUGGCAACAGCUCCACCUCCUCCAGCCCCAACAUCGGCGUUUUGGGGAUCACAAAGGUGGGGAGCAGGAGAGUGAUUCAGUACGGGGCUGGCAUCAUGCUUCUCUUGGGGACCAUCGGCAAGUUCACGGCGCUGUUUGCCUCCCUGCCCGACCCCAUCCUCGGUGGGAUGUUCUGCACCUUAUUCGGCAUGAUCACGGCCGUCGGCCUCUCCAACCUGCAGUUCGUCGACAUGAACUCCUCCCGCAACCUCUUCGUGCUGGGCUUCGCCAUGUUUUUCGGGCUGACGCUGCCCAACUACCUGGAUUCCCACCCCAAGGCCAUUAACACAGGUGUCCCCGAGCUGGACCAGAUACUGACGGUGCUGCUGACGACAGAGAUGUUCGUUGGGGGGACCAUCGCCUUCAUCCUGGACAACACCAUCCCAGGGCUACCCGGCAGCUGA